GCGAGAGGUCGGCGGACGGGAUGUCGGUGGUCGGCUCACUCACGGCCACCGCCGCCGCCGGGCCGCAGGCGCGCCCGCCGCUCUCCGACCGUUGCAGGGUGGCAGUGCUACUGCCGUAACGCCACACCAUGACGAAGAAGUUUGACUUUAACUGGCGCAUACCCGUGCCAGAGGCACUCACACAAGGCUGUGUGCUGGACAGGUGGACAGAGGAGAAGGACAACGUCGACUUCGAGCCGCAGUGCCUGUUCCGAGUGGACGAGUAUGGCUUCUUCAUCUACUGGAAGAGCGAUGGAAACGACGCCGAUCUGCUGGAGCUCUGCCAGGUCAACGACAUCAGGGCGGGCGGUUUGCCUCGGGACCCCAAGCUGCUGAACCAGUUGCAGGCGCGCCACGGGGCUGACCUCGAGGCCAAGUCGCUGAGCAUCUGCAGUGGCACCGACAUGGUCAACAUCAACUUGCAGCACGUGAUCCUGCCCGAUGUGGAGACGGCCAAGGUAUGGCUGUCAGUUCUGCGCGCCGCCACACAUAACACGAAAGCCAAUAAUGUGUGCCCCAUGACAUGUCUCAUCAAGCACUGGAUGCGACUCUGCUUCUCAGUCGACCAGGACGGCAAAAUAACCGUCAAGAAUAUCGCAAGAACGUUCGCCUCGGGCAAGACUGAGAAGCUGGUCUACCAAUGCCUGGGGGAGCUUGGCCUGCCGUGCGAAAAGGUCCGUGGCUCAUGUGCCGACGUGCUCAGCGUCAGUAGGAAGCGGCGAACCGAAAAGAAGCGGCAUAGCCGUAGUUGCGUGUAUAUUGGGUGCAAGCUUCUGUCCCCGUGUGGGGUUGAACAGCGAAUGGCUGCUGAUCAUUGCUGUCUGACGCGAAUGUGAAGGCUUUCUUCGAAGGAAAAAUGCCGUUUGUUGCCAAAUUAUGUGUGUGUGUUUUCUGUAAUCUUUCGAGCGGUCAGGUGAUAGUGCAUCACGUAUGAAAAGGGCAUUAAAAAGAAACACCUUCUUCCUGUGCCUGCUUAGAUGUGGGUUUUUUGGGCGGGGGUGCAGUUUUGGUGUGGCCUAUCUUUCCAGAGCAUGCAGCUUUCAAAAGACAAGGACAGCUGUGGCGUAACUUUUGUUCAUCCGCCUUAUGUAUGAACAAAAAUCAAGCCAAAACUUGUUUUAUCAGUCAUGGCAGAAUAUUUAGUCACUGUGUACGUAAGUACUAAUGGAAGUCAAUGUGGUUGCACCUCGUCAUCAUCGAUUGGUGCUUGUUUGUCAGUUGUGUCAUCCAAUCAUACAUGUCAUUCAACUGAAUUAAAGACAAAUCAAAACGUGAGAUUACAUCAGCAUCUAUGAAAUUACAAUGAUUGUUCGCGUUCGCGUACGAAACAAGAUUUGGGCUUUUGGAAGCAUGCGCUACAUUUCUGUUGAACAGAUACAGAUGCAUAACAAUUUGUGUAAUACACAUUGCACGUGGGUGUUUAGAACGGUCAUGAUGAUAUCAAUCACGUUGAUCAUGUUGGAGAAGGAAGCGCUGGUGAACGAUAAUUACGCAAGUUUAACGGACUAUCUCGAAUGCCCACUAUUCCUGUGUGACAAAUCGUCAAAAGUAUGGCGUGCAUGUGUAUGCGGCAUGCCGCCACAUAACUACACACCGAUGUUUUACGCAAUACGUAUUCAAACCAGAUUCAGGUGCAUUACGAGCAUAACCACAAGACUGACCUGACCACGUCCGGCCAGCCUCAUACCAGCCCAAAUAAGAGCGCUGUCACACUACGCAGUAUGAUCACUGAAACUUCUCUUCAGAACAAAACGCA
Pollicipes pollicipes is the source of this 1795-nucleotide messenger RNA. RefSeq names its product 1-phosphatidylinositol 4,5-bisphosphate phosphodiesterase. Gene Ontology annotation, molecular function: phosphatidylinositol-4,5-bisphosphate phospholipase C activity. The record is from RefSeq and is a predicted model, not a curated record. Bases 129 to 875 code for a protein of 248 amino acids. Gene Ontology annotation, biological process: release of sequestered calcium ion into cytosol; phosphatidylinositol-mediated signaling; phosphatidylinositol metabolic process. NCBI's taxonomy places the organism in Eukaryota, Metazoa, Arthropoda, Thecostraca, Pollicipedomorpha, Pollicipedidae. The transcript has 7 exons.